AACCCUUCGGCCGGUUAAUAUCGUGCCUUGGGUACUUUACUGGCCACGUUAAGCAUUCUGUGCCGCCGCCGCCGCCGCCGCAACUGCCGCGGCAGCCAGACUCGGUUGCUGACAACCGACGUCAUAAGCGGGUCUAACGACCCCAUGAGAAGAUUCGCCGUCGGUAUUGUUGACCACGGGGAUGGGUGCUGAUAAUAUCAAUGAUUUUAGUGUCAACCAGUUCAACUGUUACGGUACGAGUAAGUAGCCAGCCAUGUGGCGCCAUCCCGGCCAACCAGCGUCGGUUGUCAGUUACCCAAUUACGUAUUGUUACAGUACUAUCUCCAGUUUGCGGGUUUGUGGUUGCGACUUGCCUGCUAAUACCGUCUCCUAUACGAGUUGCGGGCCAUUGUUUCACGAGCCACAACUUCCUCAAGAAGCUCACCAUGCUUGGUUCCGUCCGUCUCCUGUCCCAGCUAAUACAUGAUGUUGACGACAUAGGUAGCGGGUUCCUUCCCAAAACCACGGCAAUGCGUGCUCCUUCCCCCGUCUUGACCCGCCUUGUCCAGCGGGCGGCAGUGAGCCGGACCUCAAAGCCGUCAAACGUGGAAAGCGUGCGUGGUUACAGCUUCCCGGCCCUUCUUGGCCCUUCGCCCCUCUCCUGGCCCCUCCCCUCGCAUCCCAGCCUCGCCUAAACCAAGGAAAGCAAGGAGAGCGGACGGAAGACAUGCAACCCAGGCCUCCAAUGUCGAAUAGGAUUUCGUCCUGCACCCAACUUACCUUGCUUACCAA
Molecule: messenger RNA, 771 nt
Organism: Neurospora hispaniola
Lineage: Eukaryota; Fungi; Ascomycota; Sordariomycetes; Sordariales; Sordariaceae
Exons: 1
Coding region: 201-674 (157 amino acids)
Source: RefSeq, a predicted model, not a curated record